Messenger RNA from Notolabrus celidotus (New Zealand spotty), 1620 nucleotides. It is a transcript of the gene dzank1, whose product is annotated as double zinc ribbon and ankyrin repeat domains 1. The transcript is spliced from 13 exons. The record is from RefSeq and is a predicted model, not a curated record. Gene Ontology annotation, molecular function: protein binding. The annotation marks the transcript as partial. NCBI's taxonomy places the organism in Eukaryota, Metazoa, Chordata, Actinopteri, Labriformes, Labridae.
UGUGCCGUCUGUCUGAGUUUCCGUCCCUCGGAUCCCUUCGCUCGGUUCUGCUCCAAAUGUGGAUCUGCUGUUCCCGUGUUACCGGAGCAGAGACUGCCCCCUACUGAGGGAGGACAGGUGGUGUCCUGUGUGUUCUGUAACACUCUGGUUCCUGUAAACACUCAGACCUGUCUGAUCUGUGAGAGCUCCAUCCAUCAACAGCUUCAGCCUCAGGCCAGCCGCACACUGCAGGCGUCUGGCGCCCCCUCUGGCCCCUCAGCAGACGGCAGGAAGUGGUCGUGCUCCCGGUGUAAGCGUCUGACCCGGAGCGGCGCUCGGUUCUGUGAUUGGUGCGGCUCCAAGCCUGGGCACGCUGUCAGCUGUGUGAUCUGUUGGCGAUGUGGAGCGAGCGGACACCCGUACGCCGUCCACUGUGCAACCUGUGGCGUCUUCCUGGAGGCCCCGCCCACUUCCAGCUAUGACAUCAGGCAGCAUGUUGGGGGUGUGGCCACCAAACAGGCUCCAAAAUCAAAGACCCACAAUGCCACCUGGCAGGCCACGCCUCCCUCUGGACCUACGCAUAUCAAGAAACCAGCCACGCCCACUAAAGACCAGUACACACAGACUGUGGGACUCUAUUACCCAUCAGCCACCGGGCUGCAGAGGAAGGAGCAAGAGAAGGCGCUAACGCUUAGCAGACAGAACGCCGUCAGAGACCGCCAACCGCUGCUGACCGCCAUCAGCCCGGGUCGAGGUUUCUGGAGGAAGCAGCUGGAUCACGUCUGCGCUCACCUCAGGAGUUACGCUCAGAACAACGCCCCCUUCAGGGCUCUGCUGGGAGAACCACGCCUGGGCCGGGUGGUCUCUGUGGUGCUUCAGGAGGACCGGUACGAGGUCGGUCUGACCGUCAGCUUCGUGUCAGCUGGACGACCAUCAGAGACUCAGGUGGAUCCAGCAGGUGGCGCCGUGGUCCCUGCAGGUGGCGCUGUGGUCCCUGCAGGGCGGACUGAGACUCUUAGCAGCGUCACGGAGCGAUCGGCCGACAGCAGCUCGCUCAGAAGUGAGCGUCCCACAGGCGUGAUGAAACCGUCCAAACAGAAGCCGACCCCCAAACCUCCGGUGACGGACGUGCAGCUGUUGAAGGAGCUGGAUCAGGGUCCAGGUCAGAUCAGCGUCAUCCAGCAGCUCCUGGAUCAGGGGGCGGACCCUUCCUGCUGCGACAGCGACGGUCGCCAUGCUCUGACGGUCGCCGUGGUGAAUGGUCACCAUGAGGUACUUCCUGUGUUAGUGCAGAGAGGGGCGGACGUGGACCAGCAGACGGGACCGAUGAAGAACACUGCUCUGCAUGAAGCUGCAGCUCGGGGCUCUGAUGGUCUGCAGUGUGCUGAAGUCCUGCUCAGCUGUAAGGCGAGCGUGAGGCGGAGGAACACCGGCGGUCAGACGGCGUACGACGUGGCGGUGAGCUCCGGCUGUAACGACAUGGUGUCCCUGCUGGCGGCUCAGACUGGACUGGACCUGCUGGGCAAACUGGGAAAACCCAGACUGAACCUGGACGUGGUCUGACAGAAGAACUGGACCUGCUGCUUCAGGUCUCCCUGCUGUCAGUUAAACUUCCUGUUAAUAAAGACGUGCCUCCCUGUC